AUGUCUUCAUCCGAGAAAUACGCACAAGCUGGAGUUGCAAGUGCUCGGCAGAGGAAAGGAGUGGCUGAUGCCCAGUUUGCUGGGCGCCUUGGCGGGAACCAGGAGUUCAUCGCAGAUGUCAACGACGAAGAUGCUCAGAGUCUACUUAAAAAGCAGCCAGAUGCUGCGCCAUUGACGAGCAUAACGCAAUCAUUCGACCUCCGAGGCUUUCUCGUCCCGAACCUAUGGAAAAUGGCAUUUCUUGAAGGAUGGGGUAAGUCGCAAAAUGUGCAUGCAAGUAACGAGCUCACGAUUGCAGGAACGUUUCUCCUCGUUUUCAGUCUCGGUGCAGCUGCGACAGGAUUGACCGCGGUUGACGCCACUCCGCUUGCUAUAACGUGGUCUGCGGCAUUGAUCAACUUCCUGGGGCUUGGAAUUUUCACCUUUUGCUUAGGACCAGUAACAGGAGCACAUAUGAAUCCCACCAUUACGAUGACUACCUUCUUCGUGGGCCUCACCACUUUGCCUCGAGCCAUACUUUACAUUAUAUCCCAAGUCGUUGGAGCGGUUAUUGCAGGAUAUUGGUUGAGACUUGGCUUGGGCGACGAAUGGUACUUUCCAAAGGCGACUCAGGGCGUUAUACCCGGUUGCACAGUCGAUCCAAACGUCGUCUCGCCUGGCCAACUAUUCGCAUUGGAGCUUGUAUUUUGCCAACUUCUGAUCUUCCUCGCGAUCGGCGUGGGCCUUGAUCCAAGGCAAGGCAAAGUCUACGGACCAGCGUUCGGUCCAGUCUUGGUCGGCAUAACUUUGGGAUUCGGGGCCUUGACUUCGUCCCUUGUGAAGCCAGGAUAUACGGGAAUGUCUGCAAACCCUGCACGUUGCCUUGGGCUCAUGGCAGCCAAGAAUGAGUUCCAGUAUCAUUACGUCCAUUGGCUCGGACCGCUGACAGCGUCGAUAUUGAACGGUGUCAUCUACGUUCUGGUACCGCCGUGGGAGCGAGAGGAGUUUUUUUCUUUCGCUAAAAUGCGAAGCGCCUUCUCCAAGUCUCACACCGUCUGA
Molecule: messenger RNA, 1038 nt
Organism: Zasmidium cellare ATCC 36951
Lineage: Eukaryota; Fungi; Ascomycota; Dothideomycetes; Mycosphaerellales; Mycosphaerellaceae
Exons: 5
Coding region: 1-1038 (345 amino acids)
Biological process (GO): transmembrane transport
Cellular component (GO): plasma membrane
Molecular function (GO): water channel activity
Source: RefSeq, a predicted model, not a curated record